Lodderomyces pseudojiufengensis is the source of this 2106-nucleotide messenger RNA. It is a transcript of the gene UBP1, whose product is annotated as ubiquitin-specific protease. Gene Ontology annotation, biological process: protein deubiquitination. Gene Ontology annotation, cellular component: nucleus; cytosol. Bases 1 to 2106 code for a protein of 701 amino acids. The record is from RefSeq and is a predicted model, not a curated record. Gene Ontology annotation, molecular function: cysteine-type endopeptidase activity; cysteine-type deubiquitinase activity. The transcript has a single exon. Lineage: Eukaryota; Fungi; Ascomycota; Pichiomycetes; Serinales; Debaryomycetaceae.
AUGAAUUCAUCAAGAUUUGGAAGAUCAAAUUAUAGUAGAUUUAGUUCUAAAAAAUCAAAAGAGAAAAAAUUUGCUUUAAAAAAUGGAGGAGAAUUAGGUGGGAUUAGUAAUGAUGGAAAUACAUGUUUUAUGAAUUCUGUUAUACAAUCAUUAGCUUCUUCAAGAACUUUAAUUAAAUUUAUUGAUUCUUAUCUUUAUUCCGAAAUUGAAAUUGAUACUAAUUCAAAUAAUGGUGAAAAAAUUUUAAUGAAAUCAAAUCAACCUAAACCUGAAUUGAUUUUUACAAAUACUUUUAAAAAUCUUUUAGAUAAUGUUAAUGGUAAAUAUGGAUCAAGAGGUAAAGAAUUUAGUACAAAACAAUUAUUAAAUAAAAUGCCUAAUGGUCCUAAACAAAAUUUUUUUAGUGGUUAUAGUCAAGAAGAUGCACAAGAAUUUUAUCAAUUAAUUAUGAAUAUUUUGGAAAAAGAAUUUAAAAAAAUGAGUAUAAGUAGAUUACCAACUCCUGAACCAGAAGAUGAAAAUUCAAACAAACCAAAAGAAAAUAAAUUUAUUGAUUCUAGAAAUUUAAAAGAUGUUAUUUCUGGAUGUAAUAGAUUGGGGAAAUUAGGUCCAGUUUAUAUUCCAGCAGCACAAGUUGAUCCAAAUAUGGAAGAUGCAGAAUAUAAAGUAAUGCCUUUAGAAUUGAUUACUCCAGUUGAUGGUAUCACUACCGAACGUAUAGGAUGUUUAACAUGUGGAGAAGUUGGAGGAAUAAGAUAUGCAGUCAAUAGUGGAUUAAGUUUAAAUUUACCACAAAAUCAAUCAUAUUAUUCAAAUAGUUAUGAUAUUACUCAAUUAUUAAAUGAAUGGAUAACUCCAGAAAUUAUAGAAGAUGUAAAUUGUAAUAGAUGUGGAUUACUACAAACUCAUGAAUUAUUAUCAACUAAAUUACAAUCAUUAUCAAAAGAUGAUAAUUUCAAACUUAUAGAACAAAUAGAAGAUAGAAUAAAUGCAAUUGAAAUAGAAUUAAAAAAACCACAAAUUACAGAUGAAAUAUUUGAAAAGUUAACAACAAAAAAUCAAAUUAAAAAAUCUAAAAAAUCUAAACAAAUUUUUUUAGAUAGACCACCUCCUUUAUUAUGUAUGCAUAUAAAUAGAUCUCAAUUUGAUCCAAAAACUUAUAUGAUUUUAAAAAAUCCAAGUAAUGUUACUUUCCCUGCGGUGUUGGAUUUAAAUCCUUAUAUUGUUGAGCCAAAUGAUAUUAAUAUGGAUGCUAGACUACCGUUUAGAAAACAAGAUGAAAUAAGAUUAAGACAACAACAACAACAGCAGCAGCAGCAGCAACAACAACAACAACAACAAGAUACUGAGUUCAAUGAAGAUGUUGAAGAGGAUAACGAAGUUGAAAAUGCUGAGUCCUUGUCAUCAUCAAAGACAGAAUCUUUUGAUGAAAAAGCAGAAGUAUUAUCUACUCCAGCAACUACUAUAGAUUCAUCAGUAACAACAACUAAUCCAUCUUUAUUAUAUAAUUUAAAAGCUGUUAUAAUUCAUUAUGGUACACAUAAUUAUGGUCAUUAUAUAUGUUAUAGAAAAUUAAGAGGUACUUGGUGGAGAAUAAGUGAUGAAUCAGUAUAUGUAGUUAGUGAAGAAGAAGUAUUAGGUGGUCAAGGUACAUUUAUGUUAUUUUAUGAAUAUGAUGAUGGUUUUAAGGAAAUUUUACAAGAUGUAACCGAUGAUGAAGAAGAAGAGGAAGAACAAGAACAAGAACAAGAAGAAGAAGAAGAAGAAACAACAACGGAACCACAAAAUCAAAUUCAAGCUGAAAGCGAUAGUGAUGAUGAAGAUGAAAUUGAAGAUGAAAUUGAAGAUGAAAUUGAAGAUGAAAUUGAAACUCAAGAUAAAAAAUUACAAACAGAAUCAAAUGAAUCAACAAAUUUAAUUAAUGCUUCAGAUGAUAGUGAUAAUAUACCUUUAAAUGGAAGCGUGGAACAUUUUGAAAAUAUAAGAAGUUUAACAUCAGUUACUCCAUCUAUAAAAGAUGUUGAGAUGGAAGAUGAAGAUAAUGAAAUCAUAAAUGAAAGUGAUGAUACAAAUUUCAAUAUUGCUGAAGCUCAAGUUCAUUUAUAG